Messenger RNA from Xenia sp. Carnegie-2017, 6291 nucleotides. RefSeq lists its product as uncharacterized. Lineage: Eukaryota; Metazoa; Cnidaria; Anthozoa; Malacalcyonacea; Xeniidae. Gene Ontology annotation, cellular component: ribonucleoprotein complex. The transcript is spliced from 9 exons. Gene Ontology annotation, molecular function: protein binding; ATP binding; RNA binding. The coding region runs from base 551 to 5611 and encodes 1686 amino acids. The record is from RefSeq and is a predicted model, not a curated record. Gene Ontology annotation, biological process: protein phosphorylation; mRNA processing.
UCAUCUUUUAAAACUUAUUACUACCUACAAUAAAUAAUUCAGGCUUACAAAGAUUUGGAAAAAUGAUUAAUAGCUAUAUUGUUGCCAGUUGUACAUUUACGCGUACAUUUGGCCACUUCCAUCAUUUGCUAACUGAAGUUUCCACAAAUGAAUUACCUUCAUUGUAUUUUUUCAUUGAAUAUCUUGGUGCAUGGAAUCUUUGAAUGGGUUCAAAUGUCUCAAAAAUGGGUGUGCAUUGUAGGCUUAUGUUUCCAACAUGUAUCGUUUACACGUUUGCUUUAAAACAUAAGCAAAAAAGCAUAUUACAAACAGUCCUAACAUGUGUGGAUUUUUAUAAAACAUAACGAAUUAAGAAGUCAAGAAAGUAUAGGACACAAUACAAAUAUUAAGUAAGUAAUGCAUUGCUGAGAUAUAGUAUAACGGUGACAGUCGACUUUAUUACACAGGUAUUUGCUACAUUUCCAAAAUGGAUAACUCAUCUCCUGACGUUGGUUCAACAUUUGAGAUGGAACUUUCCAUUUAGGAAAGUGAAAGAAAUUUGGAAAUAACAAUGGAGAGUUCCGACAAAUCUUCGCUUGAUUCCGAUAAGAAAUCUACAUCAUACAGUGACUUACCAGUGGCUUUAUCGUUCUUGAAAAGGGGGAAUUGUAGUAUUGAUAAUAGAGAUUAUGAAACAGCAAUUGAACUGUACAAAAAAUGUUUAAAAGGUGCAGAGGAGAAAAGCGUCAAAAUGAUGGCACAUUUUAGUCUUGGUAACGCUUACAUCCUCUCUGAUAAAAUGGAGGAAGGAUUGAACUGUUUUAAUGAAUGCUUGAAUUUUUCAUCUAAAGUAGACAGUAAAUAUUUUCAACAUGAAGUAUAUUUUGGGCUGGAGAGUGUUCGUUCCACCAAUAACAGAUUAGAUGAUGGUAUAAAGAAAGAAGAAAUAGACUCUCUCUGCCAUGUUGCAUUGGGAGGAUUGAAUAAGUUGAGUAGAAAUUACGAGCAGUCCUUGGAGCAUUACAAAAAAGGAUUCUCUCUUAUUGAAAGUCUUUACAAGCAAGAAAUACAACUUUCGCAACAGGAAAAUCCACAACAUCGACAAAAGAAAGUUGGUGGUAUUAACGUUAGUAAAGAUUUUAUCGACCAUAACAUAAAGAACUUGUCAAUUAUUACUUCAACAGGAAUCAUGAAUGGAGUGCUAAUUGUUUAUUGGGAAUUAGCAGAAUUGUUUGAUAAACUUGAACAAUGGGAUGAUGCAACACGUAUUUAUGAAAUAUAUCUUGAGAUUGUGAGAAAAGAUGAAGACAUAGAAAAACAAACCAACGUUGUACAGCGUCUGAUACAAAUAUAUGAAAAGGAUGAACGUUAUGCCUUAAAGGAGUCUAUGGUAUUAAAUUUACAAAAACUGGAUGAAAAAAAGAAGAACAAAGAAUUGCAGUUUCAAGAGUGGGAAUGUAUCGAUGAAUCAAAAAAACAUAAAGAAUUGUUGUUAAAAUUGAUCGAUAAUGGGCGCGAUCCCAAAGUUAAGGUUGAACAUGUAAACGAUGUACGCGUAAUUUUCUCAGAGGAGUUUUGCAUCGGCAAAGGAAGUGAUGGAACCCUUGUUUAUCUUGGAUUGGCAAAGAAUGGUUACGGCAAAGCAGUGAAACGAAUACGAAAAGACAACUGCACCAACAUUGCAGACCAUGAAAAGAAAAUUCUCAAUAAAAAAAAUGCUAAGGAAUCAAAACAUGUUGUGAAUUAUUGCUCUUUAGUGGAGGACGCUGGAGAAUAUGUCUAUUUGGUACUUGACCUGUGUGAAGAAUCGCUGGAAGAUUUUGUGCAAUCAAAUGAAUUAGCUAAUCUUGUGGAAUCGCUUCCUAAAAUUCUCGAACAAAUUUUAACAGGAUUAUUUGAUCUCCAUAAAGGCUCAGAUCCUAUUCUUCACCUGGAUUUAAAGCCUUGCAAUGUUCUACGAGAUGCACAUGGAAAAUUUCUUUUAGCUGAUUUCGGUAUAAGUCAUAUAUUGAAGAAAGGCUUAAAGACAUAUCGUGCUACAUCUAGAAAAGGAACUGAGCAUUGGAUUGCUCCUGAAUCGUAUUGUGAAGAUGAGGAUUCAUUUGAUAAAGGACGUUACAAGAGAGAGUCUGACAUAAUGAAUGCAGGAAUGGUGGCUUAUUAUGUUGCAACUAAAGGGAAACAUGCUUUUGGAUCUUUGGAGUUUAGACUACAUAAUAUGUUGAAUGGAAACCCAGUUGGCUUGGAUGAAAUCAAUAAUGUUGAACUUAAAGAUCUUCUCACAUGGAUGCUACAGCUAAAACCUGAACUUAGGCCAUCAGCAAACGAAGCGUUAAAACAUCCUUAUUUACUGUCCAAUAAUGAUAAGUUUGACCUUCUCUGUGAUGUUAGAAGUCAACUGGAUACAGAGAUACCAAAUUUAAAUCAUCCUCUCUACGAAGAUGUCCGUGAGCUAGUAAAUGGUCUAGAAAAUUGGAAAGACCGUGUGGAUUUUAAAACAUCAAAUAAUCUCAGAAAAGAAGACUACGAAUCUACAUGGUUAGGUUGCUUAAAAUUUUUACAAAACUUUCAUCAGCAUUGGCAAGAUGAAUCUUGUCCACAUCUGUCACAAAUGGAAGGCAACUACAAAGAGUAUUUCAUACAGGUUUUCCCAGAGCUUCCUCUUCUUGUAAACAGAAUUGUAAGGUUAUGUGAUUGGAAAUCAAUACUUGAUCGUGAGGAAAAUUUUAAGAAAUUGCAGUUUCAAAAGUGGAAAUGUAUCGAUGAAUCAAAAAAACAUAAAGACUUGUUGUUAAAAUUGAUCGAUGUUGGGCGCGAUCCCGACGUUACGGUUGAAUAUGUGAACGAUGUGCGCGUAGUUUUCUCAGAGGAGUUUUGCAUCGGCAAAGGAAGUGAUGGAACCCGUGUUUAUCUUGGAUUGGCAAAGAAUGGUUACGGCAAAGCAGUAAAGCGAAUACCUCAAGACACCUCCAUCAAAGUUAAACCUGAAGAAAAGAAAGUUUUUGAUGAAAUAAACGCAAAGAAUUCAACUUAUGUUGUUAAUACUGUACUUGAAAAAAUUGGAAAAGAAUAUGUCUGUUUUAUACUCGACCUAUGUGAGGAAUCGCUGGAAAGUUUCGUGCUAUCCGAAUCAAAUGAAUUAGCUAAUCUUUUGGAAUUGCUUCCUAAAAUUCUCAGGCAUAUUUUAAAAGGUUUAGCUGACCUUCAUAGCGUCCCACGUCCCAUUCUUCAUCGCGAUCUGAAACCUUCAAAUGUUCUCCGAGACGCACACGGUAAUUUUCUGAUAGCUGACUUUCGUAUGAGUCGAAUUUUGAUUAACGAAGGAACAUUAAGAAGCGGUUGCAAAAAGGGAACUGAGUUUUGGAUUGCUCCUGAAUCAUAUUGUGAAGAUGACGAGUCACUCAAUAAAGCUCGUUACAAAAAAGAAUCAGAUGUAAUGAGUGCAGGAAUGGUAGCUUAUUAUGUUGUAACAAAAGGGAAACAUCCUUUUGGAAGUAUGAAGUAUAGACUAUACAACAUGCUGCGUGGAAAUCCUGUUGGCUUGAAGGAAAUCAAUAAUGUUGAACUUAAAGAUCUUCUCACAUGGAUGCUACAACUAAAACCUGAACUUAGGCCAUCAGCCAACGAGGCGUUAAAACAUCCUUAUCUACAGUCCAAUAAUGAUAAGCUUGACCUGCUUUGUAAUGUUACAUAUCCACUGGAUACGGAGAUACCAAAUUUAAAUCAUCCUCUCUACGAAGAUGUCCGUGAGCAAGUAAAUCGUCUAAAAAAUUGGAAGGACCGUUUGGAUUUUAAAACAUCAAAUAAUGUCAAAAAAGAAGACUACGAGUCUACAUGGUUAGGUUGCUUAAAAUUUAUACAAGACUUUCAUCAGGAUAAUAAACCUCGUCUACAGCUGUCACAAAGUGAUGACAACUACAAAGAGUAUUUACUGCAAGUUUUCCCAGAGCUUCCUCUUCUUGUAAACAGAAUUGUAAGGUUACAGGAUUGGAAAUCGAGAUCUGUUGUCGGGAAGCAUUUUACUUACGAAGCUGUUACCAAAAGUCAAGUGUGGCAGGUCAAAGAUAUGAAUAGGUUUCGUCGCUUUUUGGUGUUGGGAAAUUGCACAUCUACCUUCUAUGUUAACGAAAAAUCGUUAGGCUUAGAACAUGAGCAAGUCCUUUCGAAUCUUAUGGAAGCAGGAAGGGGAGUUGAAGUUGUCAAUGAAAUAGAGAAGUAUAGCAUUGAAGGACGAACACCAAGGCAGCAGGCCAUUGUGUUUUCUCUCGCUGUUUGUGCCCGGAAAGGAGAUUUAGCCACGAAAAGACAAGCAUACAAUGCUUUACCCAAGAUCUGUCAAAUUCCGACUCAUUUGUUUAUGUUUAUUAAGUUCUGCAAAUACUUAAGUCAGUCUGGCUGUGGUUGGAGUCGUGCCCAUAAGAAUGCCAUAAAACGAUGGUACAAAGAAAAAGAUCCAUGGAAACUGGCGAUGGAUAUCACCAAAUAUCAAAAACGUGAAGGAUGGUCACAUAGGGAUGUUGUAAGGUUAAUGCAUCUCAAGCCAGAAGGAAUUGAUGUUUCUGAUGAAUUAUUUGUGAUAAUGAAAUAUGUUGUUUGUGGUUGGCAGAAGCUUUUUAAAUAUUUCUUUCCUGAAGAUAAGACAACUCCAAGUCGUCCAAUUGGAGAGAAUGGCAGCAAGAUGUUGGUAUUUCUUAGGGCAGUUGAAGAAGUAAAAACAUUGCAAGAGGAGACAAGAGUGGUUGAGCUGAUAAAUGAACAUAAUCUUGUUAGAGAACAUAUUCCGACACAUUUCCUUAAUUCCAAAGAGGUGUGGGAUGCUCUGUUAAAGAAAAUGCCAAUGACUGCAAUGAUACGUAACUUAAACAAAAUGACUUCCAUUGGCUUGCUUGCUGAAGGAUCACCUCGGGUUAAAGAAGUUUGUGAUAAACUGCGUGAUGAAGAUCUGCUAAUGAAUGCACGUAUCCAUCCAUUUAACAUGUUAUUAGCUUUGGCAACUUACCAAUCAGGAGAAAGUGAGAAUGUUUCUCUAGAAUUGAAAGCCAAUGAAGAAAUCAUCAAAGUAUUGGAGGAAGCAUUUUAUUUAUCAUUUAAGACUGUUGAACCAACAGGUAAAAGGUACAUGCUAGCCAUGGAUGUAAGUGGCUCAAUGCAAUCCAGUAGAUGUGUUGGUUCAAGUCCAGUUAGAUCUCACAUGGCUUCUGCUGCAAUGGCUAUGAUGACAGCACGAACAGAACAACAUUGCAAAGUUGUUGCAUUUAGUCAUGAAAUAGUUCUGAUAGGGAUCUCCAGUAGCAUGAAAUUGAAUGAAAUUUUAAAUGUUAUUAAUGAAAUUCCAAAGGGUGGUAGAGACUGUGCUCAGCCCAUGCUUUAUGCCAUUGACAAAAAUUUGAAGAUUGAUGUAUUUAUUGUUUACACAGACUCUGAACCAUGUCAUGGCAAAGUUCAUCCAAGGGAGGCUCUCAAACAAUAUCGUCAUCAAUCAGGGAUAGAUGAUGCUAAACUCAUUGUGGUUGCCAUGACAUCAAAUGGUUUCACUAUUGCUGACCCAGAUGAUUCUGGGAUGCUUGAUAUAGUUGGCUUUGACUCUACUGCACCACAAGUGAUGAGAGAGUUUAUCUUGGGGAAUUUUUAGAAGUUUUUAGCGAACAUCACCGUAUCUUCUCCACAACGAAUGUCCUCAUUAUAAUAUGACAUAAAUUCAUAAUCUUUGAUGGCACAAGUUGAAUGUUGCAUCACUUGUAUGUGGUCGUCAAAGUUGCUUGGAGCAACUUUUCAGCAUGAACUUCGUCGUAAAGGUCAAUCGGUAUGUAAUGAGAAAAACAUAAGAAAAACUUUAACAAAAUGCGAGAAAACUGGAAGCAAGAGAGUCAAUAAUCUAGGCUACAUCCCUAUGAGAGGUGAUUCCCGCAGAAAGCCUGCUUGAAAUUCUGUAACAGCGACCUCAAUUCUUGUGUUCCAAAUUAAUAUUCUAUCGCAACGGAAUUUCAACGAGUGCAAUAAAUUUUCGUCAACCGAACAAAAUUUAAUGCGAAACAGAAUUUACAAAGACAAAACAGAAUUUAGUGCGACACGACAAGGUUUAACAAAGUACUAUAUAUUUUAAAACGACACAACAAAAUUUGAGUUGAUCCUCAAUUCUGAUAUUUCCAUAAUUUCUUAAUAGCUUUCUAUAUAUAUAAAGCAUUUCAAGUGAACGUCAAGUUUUUUUAAAGUAAACAUGUUUCGGCAUGCUUAUGCCAUCUUCAGUACAAGGAAUGACUAUGCUGUCUAUUUGCAGUUAUAUUUACAUUAGAUCAUUCUCCAGCUUCCGCU